Molecule: messenger RNA, 2273 nt
Organism: Solenopsis invicta (red fire ant)
Lineage: Eukaryota; Metazoa; Arthropoda; Insecta; Hymenoptera; Formicidae
Product: proliferation-associated protein 2G4
Exons: 7
Coding region: 225-1388 (387 amino acids)
Source: RefSeq, a predicted model, not a curated record
GAUGGGGAUGACCGCUCUCUCGGGCUUCUCUCUGCUCGUUGGCUCGUGGUCGUUAGUGGAGCUGGUGCCGCUAGUGGUCGUCAUCCGUGUUGGUUAGCGCCUACUAUCGUUAACCGUCGUGUCGAUCAGUGUCGAUUCGUGCGUAUCAAGAGGUGCUAGAGAGAGGUAUCUCGUCGAGGAAGCUGUUAAGUCACGUGAUCGCGGAUACCAGUAUACUCGAAGAUAUGGCGGACAAGGAAGAGACCGAGAAGACCAUCGCCGAGGACUUGGUUGUCACCAAGUAUAAAAUGGCCGGCGAGAUCGUGAACCGAGUAUUGAAACAAGUUUUAAACAAAUGUAUUGCUGGAGCUUCUGUGAGAGAGAUAUGUGAGUUUGGUGACAAAAUACUUACUGAGGAAACCAGUAAGGUCUUUAAAAAGGAGAAAGAGCUUAAAAAGGGGAUUGCUUUUCCAACGUGCAUAUCAGUCAACAAUUGCAUUUGUCAUUUCUCUCCUAUUGCUAGUGAACCUGAUCUCAUUCUCAAAGAUGAAGACAUGGUUAAAGUUGAUCUUGGAGCACAUGUCGAUGGUUUCAUAGCUGUAGUGGCACAUACUAUUGUCAUAGGAUCUUUACCAGAGAAGAAAGUGACAGGCAGAAAAGCCGAUGUAGUUUUAGCUGCACACUAUGCUUCUCAAGCUGCAUUACGGCUUUUAAAGCCAGGUACAGAGACUUACACGAUAACGGGCACUGUAGAAAAAAUAUGUGAUGCCUAUAAGUGUAAACCAAUCGAAGGUAUGCUAAGUCAUCAGUUAAAACAAUUUAAGAUCGAUGGAGAAAAAACAAUAAUCCAGAAUCCAAACGAUGCACAAAAGAAGGAGCAUGAAAAGUAUACUCUCGAGACUCAUGAGGUAUAUGCAAUGGAUGUACUAGUUAGCACAGGUGAAGGAAUAGGAAGGGAACAGGACACUCGGGUUACAAUAUACAAGAAGACAGAGGAGACAUAUCAGCUUAAACUGAAAGCGUCUCGCAUGUUUUAUUCGGAAGUCUCCCAUAAGCAUGGUCUUAUGCCCUUCAACUUACGUACCUUCGAAGAUGAGAAAAAAGCAAAAAUGGCUGUAGUUGAAUGUGUAAAUCAUAGGUUGAUCGAGCCAUUCCAAGUUCUCUAUGAAAAACCAAACGAGUACGCGGCACAAUUCAAAUUUACGGUACUCUUAAUGCCUAACGGACCUCAUAGAAUUACAGGAAUUCCUUUUGACCUUGAUAUGUACCAGUCUGACUGUGUCGUGGACGAUCCUGAAUUGAAGAAUCUUUUGUAUUCCUCGGCAAAUCCGAAAUCGGCGAAAAAGAAGAAAAAGAAGGCCGAGAAAGCUGUAGGAGACGUUGCCAUGGAAGUUGAUGCUAAGGCCUAACAUUGUCAUUUUAACGCAUACCAUGACUUACCGGCAUCGUGCACUACUCCGAUUUUUUUUAUUUAGUGGUUCAAAGCGGCCGAGGCUGGACACUCUUUCGAUCACAGUUCAUUCAACAAUCAGCACAACCAUACCUUUAUCCAGAAACACAUUGCACAAAUUACAAUGCUGUGCUUCGUAUUAUCCCUGUAUGAAUUGUCGUAUACCCCUGUAUGAAUUGUCAGCAAUUACGUGUCUCUAGUACGCGCGCGCACGCGCACACACACACACACAUUUUUUUUCAUUCAUUCAUUCCCGAGAAAAGUGUCGAGCCUUGCUGUUCUACCGAGGAAAUUUGAAUUUUAUCACACAUUACGCCACAACUUUAUCAACGCUUAAGUUUUUAUACCAAACUAUCUUUUAAUCGACUAUGGUAUUACUAUACGCAAAUUGAUGAUUAUUCAUAUGACCAUUAUUUGCACAAUUGUAUAUUGCGUUUCAAUCUUUGAACUAACAUUUCGUACAUAACAAUCCUGUGUGAUCGUUUUCUGUGAAAUUAUAAUAUUUAGAUUGGGGCUGAACUGAGAGAAGUGAAUCGUAUGGAAAUUAAUGAUUAUUUUCGCUUUUCCAUAUAAUUGAUAAAUUAUAGAGCUCACCUAUUCGAUUUACAUUAAUGUGUAAUUUACAAUAUUUUAAAUACGAAAAUUUCAUUUUAUGGAUAGGCGAGUUGUAUAUUGUAACUUUUGAAUAUUUCCGAAAAAUACGAUUCCCUUUCAUGUUCAUUGCUAGUUCUGCGCAAUUUUAUAUCCAGUUACAAAAACUAUGCUAUAACGUUUAACUUCAAAUUGUAUAAUUGGAGGAAUGUCCACUCUUGGGCACUGCAUAAACAAUGAAAUGCCAAUGAUU